AUGCUUGUCGGACAGACCGACACUUUGGUCGUGGCCAACAUGGCGCCGGUCGGUUGUUCUGUCCUCCUCUCGCCCACCGGCAUUGGCCAAAGUCUUUUCUCACGUCGUGCCGGUCUCGAUGCGCUUAAGGCUUCUGCAAAGACGGUUCAACUACUGGCCAUCGCGGCCGACAGAAAGAAGCAGAGAAAGAGGUGGAGAAGUGGCCAGAAGAGCAGCGGAUUGGAGUGA
Molecule: messenger RNA, 228 nt
Organism: Protopolystoma xenopodis
Lineage: Eukaryota; Metazoa; Platyhelminthes; Monogenea; Polystomatidea; Polystomatidae
Source: the annotation of a GenBank genome assembly